GCCCUCAACAACACCCGCGAGCUCCAGGCCCAGCACGGCCUCAACUCGGGCCUGGACAAGGAGGGCAACCCCACCGGCCAGCUGUCCGCCACCCAGCUGGUCAACAAGGAGGUCGCCAAGCGCCAGUCCGCCAAGGCCGUCGCCGACGCCGCCGCCGUCGCCGCCACCGGCGUCUCCAAGAACGGCGUCCGGCGCAGCAGCUUUGCCACGCUCAGCUUCCGCAACUAG
Molecule: messenger RNA, 228 nt
Organism: Monoraphidium neglectum
Lineage: Eukaryota; Viridiplantae; Chlorophyta; Chlorophyceae; Sphaeropleales; Selenastraceae
Exons: 1
Source: RefSeq, a predicted model, not a curated record